Argiope bruennichi is the source of this 891-nucleotide messenger RNA. Its product is annotated as astacin-like metalloprotease toxin 5. The record is from RefSeq and is a predicted model, not a curated record. The transcript has 6 exons. The coding region runs from base 55 to 759 and encodes 234 amino acids. Gene Ontology annotation, molecular function: metalloendopeptidase activity; zinc ion binding. Lineage: Eukaryota; Metazoa; Arthropoda; Arachnida; Araneae; Araneidae. Gene Ontology annotation, biological process: proteolysis.
AGGUACUAGAUUUGUGACCAGAAAAGUCUGAUCACUGUUUUCCUUACCUUAACAAUGAAACUGUUACUGCUGUUGGGAAUCAUAGCAGCCGUUUCGGCUGGCCCAGUUUCUCGCCAUGAUCCUAUGAUCAAUGAAGGCCUCUUCGAAGGAGAUAUCCUGCUGGAUUCCAAUGAUGAUAGAAAUGCAGUUCCUCGUGACUCACAAAGAUGGCCAGGCGGUGUUGUGCCUUACAUGAUCUCACCAGAAUUAGCCCACUUGACGGAGAAGAUCAGAACAGCUAUGAAGCAUAUCGAAGACAAUUCAUGCAUUCGUUUUGUACAACGGACAAAUGAAGAAGAUUAUGUGAAGAUCUUCAAGUAUAACGGAUGUUUCUCACACUGGGGAAGAAUUGGUGGCCAGAAUCAACUUUCCCUCGGAAGUGGUUGCGAACCCUUUGGAACUAUUGUGCACGAGCUUAUGCAUGCAAUAGGAUUUGAACAUGAACACAACAGAUCCGACAGAGACGAGUAUCUUACCAUCCACUGGGAUAAUAUUCCUAAACCAUGGUAUUACGCCUUCCAGAAACUUGCACCCCAUGAAAACAGAUUGUUGACUCAGUUCGACUACUAUUGCAUCAUGUUGUACGGCAGCUACUCUUUUGCUAAAUCGGACGAAUAUAGUAUGACCACUAAAGACGGUAGAGUUUUGCCUGAGGUCUACGACAAGGAGACCAUGUCUGCUGUAGAUGCUCAUAGAAUAAGGUUGCUCUACAACUGUUAAUCAACAAAACAAGUUAUUGCAUCCCGUUUAUUUUUGUUCUUAUAAAUUAGAGUAUGACAUUCCCCCAUCAUUUUCAGAAAAUGUGAAAUAAAUUGUGAUAUCACUUCAAUAAAAUUGUAAUUUAAUUUGGAA